GAAUUCUUGGAAGAAAAGAAGAAAACUCGUAAAUUUCAGAAAUGAAAGUUUUCCUCUAGCUAGAAUUGAACCCACAACCUCUAGCUUUGUAUUUGACCCCUGAGAUAUGUCACCUUUUAAUAGUUGGUUGCCAAUGGAAACGUUUUAUUAUGUAUAGUAAGUCCACAGUGGGUUAAUGAUUGUAGGACUUGAUCCCUUUAGGCGUCCAUCUUUGAUACCCAAAGUAGAGUCCCAGACAAUACCUAUAUCAGGAAAUGUAAUUGAAAAUUGAUGGUGGUAGAUUGUUUACAACCGCUUUAAUGUUAGGACAAAACGAGACAGUAAACUUGAGGGUUUCAAUGUUCAGAUGUUCAUCACAUACUAUCGAAGUUGACAGAAAUGGAAACCAUGAAACAGAAGCAUUUAUUUACAAUAUACAAGCUGCACACUGUUGAAAACUCGAUUGCUGGCAAGAGAGUUGCUGGUUGUUGGCUCUUGAAGUUUCUCUUAUUUCACAUUGUUCGAUGUUGGACAGACAAAAAAAAUUUCUGGAGGAGACUGGUGGAAUAAGAGGUGGGUGGGAUGAGUAUGACCACGGGACAUUCCUCAAGUUCAAGAACAGAUACAAGGGAAAGAUUAUUUUCAUAAAGCAUGCACUGGUAGCCAUACCCACCAAAACAGAGGAAGAAAUCAGAGACCACGAAGAAUGGUACCAGACAUAUUUAUCCAUGAAUGAGAAAAAGAAGGAGAGUAUUAAGAAAUGGAGGGAAAAGAAAGAGGGUGAAAAGGAAGAGGUGCUAAGUAAAGUAGAAUCAGAAUUAGCAGAGGAUCAACAGAGAGAGGAGCAAAAACAGCAAAGGUUAAAGGAACAAAUCCAAGAGGAGAAAAGACAGAGAUUUAGUCAGCUUAAUGCUUGGAAGGUCCAGAAGGAAUUAGAAAGAGCUCAGGCAGAGGAAAAGAAACUACGGGAAGCGUUAGACAAAGCACAGAAAGAAGAAGAUAUGAAGAAAGAAAAGGCCGAGUUGAAACAGAAAGUAGAAAACUACAAGAAAGAGAGGGAGGAGGAAGAGAAAUUUUUAGAGGAACAAAAGAAGGUUUGGGAAGAAGAGGAAAAGGAAAGGCACAGACAGAAUUCUGCCCGAGAGAUCCACCGAUUUAGGGACAGGGACCAACGUAAAAUACAAGAGAAGCUUGCAAAGGAGAAGGAAAAGGAAAAUGAGAAAAUACAGAAACGGCUAGACAGAUUAAGAGAACAGGUUGAUAUUGAGGUUGAUCGCGAUCCUAGCAGACUGUUGAAACCCACAGCAGAAUGGACAUCUAGACUAAAGGACAAGGGACCAUCAGGGUCAGGACCCGUCAUACAAAUGCCACACAGGUAUAUACUUCAUAGCUCAUAUAAGGUGUAUAUUUGCGUAAAUAUGAUUUGAGGGUAAAAUCAAGUAUAAAGAUGUGCAUAAAAAUGGUUUUUUUAUGAAAUUAAAAUUAAGUAUUACGAUAUGCAUUAGAAUUUGUAAUUACAAAUGACACUUGGAUUACGAUGCAUAACAUUGGCCAUUAAAACCGAUACUAGAUCGAAGUAUGACUGUACGAUGCAGGUGAGGAAUUACUUGACAUCACUUAUAAAUAAGUACUUUAAUUUACAAACAUGGUGAUGAUGAAGAGUCCAUACUUCUUAGAAACUGGGGG
Molecule: messenger RNA, 1665 nt
Organism: Magallana angulata
Lineage: Eukaryota; Metazoa; Mollusca; Bivalvia; Ostreida; Ostreidae
Product: coiled-coil domain-containing protein 112-like
Exons: 9
Coding region: 504-1406 (300 amino acids)
Source: RefSeq, a predicted model, not a curated record